UUUUUGACGGCAUUCAGCGACCACUGCGAGACAUCCACGACAUGACUCAAAGCAUAUACAUUCCCAAAGGCAUUAACACAACGGCUCUGAAUCGGUCUCUCAAAUGGGAUUUCUUUCCCCAAUACGUACGCGUCGGCAGUCAUAUAACGGGAGGCGAUGUCUACGGCUAUGUCCACGAAAACACACUCAUUAAGCAUAAAAUCAUUUUACCCCCAAAAGCAAAGGGAACCGUCACUUUCAUCGCCGAGCCCGGCAAUUAUGACUUGAAUGAUGUAAUACUGGAGACCGAGUUUGACGGCGAGAAGUCGCAGUACACUAUGCUUCAGGUGUGGCCGGUCAGGCAGAUGAGACCCGUUACCGAGAAAUUGGCAGCAAAUCACCCCUUAUUAACUGGUCAACGAGUGUUGGACGCCCUGUUCCCCUGUGUCCAGGGGGGCACCACUGCUAUUCCCGGCGCCUUCGGGUGCGGCAAGACUGUCAUCUCUCAGGCGUUAUCCAAGUAUUCCAAUAGUGAUGUCAUUAUAUACGUCGGGUGUGGAGAGAGAGGUAACGAAAUGGCGGAAGUGUUGCGAGACUUUCCCGAAUUGACGGUUGAAGUGGACGGACAGACGGAGUCUAUUAUGAAGCGAACGACACUCGUGGCCAACACAUCCAAUAUGCCGGUCGCCGCUCGAGAGGCCUCUAUCUAUACCGGCAUUACUUUAGCCGAAUAUUUCCGA
Oppiella nova is the source of this 719-nucleotide messenger RNA. The record is from the annotation of a GenBank genome assembly. Lineage: Eukaryota; Metazoa; Arthropoda; Arachnida; Sarcoptiformes; Oppiidae.